Oryzias melastigma (Indian medaka) is the source of this 3527-nucleotide messenger RNA. RefSeq names its product very low density lipoprotein receptor (gene vldlr). The record is from RefSeq and is a predicted model, not a curated record. Gene Ontology annotation, molecular function: calcium ion binding; protein binding. Lineage: Eukaryota; Metazoa; Chordata; Actinopteri; Beloniformes; Adrianichthyidae.
CUGGCUCCCGCUCACACUAACGAACUGAUUCCAACUAACCGGUAACCACUUAGUGACGUCAGAUUGAACGGAAUCGGUUGUAGGUCAAGAAGACAGAACUGGAGCACGCGCGGCGCGUGGUCGUUGAACGACAUAAAAGGGCGCGUGGCAGUGCGCAGCCGCCGUACGCCUAAGCGGUCGCUUGGUUUUUGCUUAGCGCAGUUCGGCUCAGCCCGGUUCCGUGUGUGACGGACAGCUCGCGCGUGACUGGAGCGUGAACCAGGAGGCCGGGGCGAGCCAACCAGCCGAGCAGCUCGCGCGCGCACAGCUAGCCGCUCCAGCUUCAGAGAUGGUCACGUCCGCACCGGGGGUCCUGCUGCCGGUGCUCCUGGCGGUUCUGCUGUGCCUGCACCACCGCGGUCACGUCCACGCUACAAAGACAGAAUGUGAAACCAAUCAGUUUCAGUGUGGAAAUGGCCGCUGCAUCCCAUCUAUAUGGCAGUGUGACGGAGAGGACGACUGCACGGAUGGCAGCGACGAAAAAUCAUGUGUUAAGAAGACCUGCGCCGAGGUGGACUUUGUGUGUCGGAACGGUCAGUGUGUCCCAAAGCGGUGGCAUUGUGAUGGAGAGCCAGACUGUGAAGAUGGAUCUGACGAGAGCUUGGAAAUCUGUCGUAACAUCACCUGUUCCCCCAGCGAGUUCACCUGCACCAGUGGCCGCUGCAUUUCCCAGAACUUUGUGUGUAACAGUGAGGAUGACUGUGGCGAUGGCUCGGAUGAGGUGGACUGUGCGCCGUCCUCCUGCGGACCCAGCGAGUUCCAGUGUGGAAACUCGUCCUGUAUCCCUGCCAGCUGGGUGUGUGACGAUGACGUGGACUGUCAGGAUCAGUCCGAUGAGUCUCCGACUCGGUGUGGCCGUCACCCAACACCUCCUGCCAAAUGCUCCUCCAGUGAAAUGCAGUGCCUGUCUGGAGAAUGCAUCCACAAAAAGUGGCGAUGUGACGGAGAUCCUGACUGCAAGGAUGGCAGCGAUGAAGCAAACUGUCCUGUACGUACCUGUGGGCCGGACCAGUUCAAAUGUGACGAUGGAAGCUGCAUCCCGGGCAGCAGGCAGUGCAACGGCUUGAGAGACUGCACUGAUGGUUCUGAUGAAGUCGACUGCAAGAACUUGUCUGAGUGUACCGGUCCAGAGAAAUUCAAGUGCCGCAGUGGGGAAUGCAUAGAUAUGAGCAAAGUGUGCAACAAAGUCCGGGACUGUCCUGACUGGAGCGAUGAGCCCAUUAAGGAAUGCAAUCUGAAUGAGUGUCUGCUGAACAACGGGGGCUGCUCUCAUAUCUGCAAAGACAUGGUGAUCGGCUUUGAGUGUGGCUGCACACCUGGACUCCAGCUCAUUGACCACAAGACCUGUGGAGACAUCAAUGAGUGCAUGAAUCCUGGCAUUUGCAGCCAGAUAUGCAUCAACCUGAAGGGAGGGUACAAGUGUGAGUGCCACAACGGCUACCAGAUGGAUCCAACUACCGGCGUCUGCAAGGCUGUGGGUAAAGAGCCCUGCCUGAUCUUCACAAACCGCCGUGAUAUUCGUCGUCUGGGUCUGGAGAGGAAAGAGUACACUCAGAUUGUGAAGCAGCAGAGGAACGCCGUGGCUUUAGAUGCAGACUUUAACCAGCAGACCAUCUUCUGGGCCGAUCUUGGUCAAAAGGCCAUAUUCAGCACUGUCCUAGAUAAACGUGGAGAUGUUGAGACGCACAAGACGGUGAUAGAAAACAUCCAAACUCCUGUGGGAAUUGCAGUAGACUGGAUUUACAGGAACUUUUACUGGACCGACCUGGGGACCAAAACCAUUUCUGUCAGCAAUUUUAAUGGAACCAAACAGAAAGUUCUGUUCAACCAAGGCCUGAUUGAACCCGCUUCCAUUGCUGUGGAUCCACUGUCUGGGUUCCUGUACUGGUCUGACUGGGGGGAGCCAGCCAAGAUUGAGAAGUCCGGCAUGAACGGAGUCGACAGACAGGUUCUGGUGGAGACUGACAUCCAAUGGCCCAAUGGAAUCACUCUGGAUCUGAUCAAAGGCAGGUUGUACUGGGUGGACUCCAAGCUGCACAUGCUCUGCAGUGUUGACCUGAAUGGAGACAACAGGAAGAAGGUGCUCCAGUCUGCAGAGUACCUGGCUCAUCCCUUUGCUCUCACAGUUUUUGAGGACCGAGUUUUCUGGACUGAUGGAGAAAACGAGGCAAUCUAUGGUGCAAACAAGUUCUCAGGAUCUGAUGUGGUGACACUAGCCAGCAAUCUGAAUGACCCUCAGGACAUCAUCGUGUACCACGAGCUGAUUCAGUUAUCUGGUACCAACUGGUGCACAGAAAGGGGGGUAAAUGGAGGCUGCGGCUUCAUGUGUCUACCUGCACCACAGGUCAACAAACACUCUCCCAAAUACACCUGUGUGUGUCCGGAGGGACAGGAGCUGGCGGCUGAUGGCUUCCGCUGCAGACCAGAGGCUAACGUGAGCACGUCCAUCCAGGUGGAUUCCACUGCCAGAGGGUCUGCUGGCGCCUGGGCCAUCCUGCCCGUCUUGCUGCUGGCCAUGGCUGGAGCUGGAGGUUACCUGAUGUGGAGGAACUGGCAGCUCAGGAACCAGAAGAGCAUGAACUUUGACAACCCGGUCUACCUGAAGACCACAGAAGAAGACCUCAACAUUGAUAUAACCCGGCAUGGCGCUAACGUGGGCCACACUUACCCUGCGAUUUCCAUCGUCAGCACAGAAGACGACUCGUCCUGAUCCACGGCGGCUUGAUUUCAUCCCUCCUUCAAUCCAGCCCAUGGUGUCACAUGACACCUGCUUGUUACCGUGCCAACAGUUGUCUGUAGCAGCAACAGCCCUUACAGUCCGACCACAUGCCUUCUGAGGAGCAGAGAAGAGGAAAUGAGUCCUCCAGAGUGUCUGAAGUUCUUUUCCAGAGAAUCAGUGUUUAGUUUCCUCAGACGGGCUCUGCACUGACAGCUAGAGGACGCCGUCUCCACGCCGUCUGCUGGGCAGGGCUCAGAGUUCUCAGGACCGUCCUCAUGCGGGGCAGAGCUGAGGCUUAAACUGGGAACCUUGGCUCUGUCUUCCAUCACAGAUGGAAGUCUUUCUGUCUGCUCAUGCUUGAAUUUUUGUUUUCUUUCCUGCAGCACCACCUCCUGGUGUGCUGGUUCUUCAUCUUGGUCGUCACUCCUCUGCAGCGUUUGUAAGAAGUGUAAAUAUUUCUCCUCCAGAGACUGGACUGUCGAUCAGGACUCCUCGAUGCACUUUGAUCAAUGUUCCUUGUGUAAAUAAGAUUGUAUACAUCGACUUGAAAUCAAUUUUUUGCUAUGGCUGGGUACCUCAGAUCUGAUGUAUUUAAGAGGAAAGGAUGAACUGAAUUUGCUAAAACUAUUUUGUAUGUUUGUGUGCUGUUGCUGUGAACUUUUUAUAGCCUUGUACAGUGAAGGAUCACUGAAGAUUUGAUGCUCUGUAUCUGUGAAGACUGAUCCACAAAUCACUUUGGAAUUAAAUAAUUCAGUAAUGUUCAGAAUAA